Molecule: messenger RNA, 1008 nt
Organism: Phytomonas sp. Hart1
Lineage: Eukaryota; Euglenozoa; Kinetoplastea; Trypanosomatida; Trypanosomatidae
Source: the annotation of a GenBank genome assembly
AUGGCGUCUGUGGCUUCGGAGAACCCCAUUCCUACCGGCGUGGAGCGGCCGGCCAACAGCGAUGCCGCGCACCUCACCUCUCUGAUGAAGCUCUAUCGCGCCCUUUGCGUUCGCCACGACGAGCUUGGGAUGGAGGUCAUUUUAAACGACGUCCUGGCCCUUCUCACGCACACCCAUCAACACGAACAGGCCGAGUCUUUGAUCGCGACGUGCGAUCUGACGUUGCCCCACCACUCCAACAAUCAGGCGGCGCGGUACUACUACUACGUCGGCUUCACCCAGGCCCUGCGGUUGGAGUACGUGGCGGCCCAUCACUCCCUUCAGCAGGCCCUGCGGAAGGCCCCGGAGCGCGCCCACGGCUUCCGCAUCGCGGCGACAAAGUUGUCCUUGGUGGUCCAGCAGCUCCUGGGGGAGAUCCCCCCGCGGUCGGAUUUUUUGGCGAAGGACAUGCGGGAAUGCCUAUCGCCCUACCUCCAGCUCACUUCUUGUGUGCGCUUUGGCCAACUCGGUCGAUUUAUGUCGAUUUUACAACAACAUAAGGAGAUCUUUGAUCAUGACCGCACCUACUCGCUCGUUCUGCGCGUUCGUCAGCACGUCAUCAAGACCGGACUCCGGCGAAUUUGCCAAGCCUAUAGUCGGAUCAGCAUUUCGGAUGUGUGUGUGAAGCUGUCGAUGGAAAACCCGGCGGAUGCGGAGUAUAUUUUGUCCAAGGCGAUCCACGAUGGGGUGAUUGACGCCGUCCUGGAUAACGCUAAACGGGAGUUAAUCACAAGCGACAGCGUGGAUGUAUACUCAACAACGGAACCUUUGUAUGCCUUUCAGCGGCGAAUUCAAUUUUUAAACACAACCCACAACGAUGCGAAGCGUGCGAUGCGGUAUUCGGCAACCGAUCCAGAUUUAGAGGCGGAGCGAAAGCGCUUAUAUCAGGAUGAACGCGAUGAGCGUGAACGCGCGCUGGAGAACGCCGCGGAGGACAUUGGCGAUGUGAACUUCGAGGAUGGAUUGUAG